Molecule: messenger RNA, 975 nt
Organism: Naegleria lovaniensis
Lineage: Eukaryota; Heterolobosea; Eutetramitea; Acrasida; Naegleriidae
Exons: 1
Coding region: 1-975 (324 amino acids)
Biological process (GO): protein localization to organelle; Golgi to plasma membrane protein transport; intracellular protein transport
Cellular component (GO): Golgi apparatus
Molecular function (GO): GTPase activity; GTP binding
Source: RefSeq, a predicted model, not a curated record
AUGCUCUCCCUUCUCGAACUUGUCUAUGAUAAACUCACGUACACUCCGACCUAUAAUAUUCUCAUCAUUGGAAUUGAAGAGAGUGGGAAGACAGAACUGUUGCAAACCAUUAAACAAAUGAACAAACAAGAAAUAUUUUCAUAUUCACCUGCGACUGUCAUGACUUGGACUCAACAUUCUUCAUCAUCAAAUCCACAACUGGAUUCAACCUUUCAAUUUAAUUUUUCUCAACUCUACAGUAAAUCGAAAAGAAAUCGAAAUUACAAUCCCACCAUUGGACAAAAUACAUUUAAUAUUGAGUUUGCAAAAACUUGUAAUUUAAAAAUUUGGGAUAUUGGUGGUAAUUUAAAAACCAUGUGGAAUGAUUAUUACAAAUCUGCUCAUUCUAUAUUUUUUGUGAUCAAUUAUAAUAUUGAGAUACGAUCGUCUAAAAUUGAUGAAAAUUCUACUGACUCCAACCAAAAUGAAGGCUCUUCAGAAGAGACUUGUAAAUUUGAUUCACAUUUAUCAUUUAAUGAACAAGUGCAGUUAUCUAUUGGAUCUCUUUCUGCAAAAAUUGAUAUUUAUCAUCGAUAUUCUUCCUCAUUCAAAAUACUAACAGACAUCUUAAAUGAAUACAAAGAUCUAUUCCAAGACAUUCCCAUAUUUUUAUGCAUCAACAGCAUUGUUACAUGUUAUGAUGAAUUUGAAAAUAUUGAAAAGGAUGAUGACAAGAAAUUAAUGAUCAAUUUAAUAGAAACAUACAAAAAUAUAGCAAUGAAUGAAUUUAACAAAGUGGCCUUUUCUGACAGCAUGUCAUCACCAUCGAAAGAGGGAACGAAAAAUAUUUUAUAUAGCGGUGAUUAUUACAAGAUAUUGAUUAAGCAUUUGAACGUUUGUGAGCCAAAAAAGGUAUAUGAGCUGUUAAAUAGUGUCGUGGAUUAUUUACACCAGAGAAAACAGGCAAGAGAGUUAUUGGACAGCGAGUUUAUAUAG